Messenger RNA from Vespa velutina, 858 nucleotides. Its product is annotated as histone H2B-like. NCBI's taxonomy places the organism in Eukaryota, Metazoa, Arthropoda, Insecta, Hymenoptera, Vespidae. The transcript has a single exon. Bases 48 to 419 code for a protein of 123 amino acids. Gene Ontology annotation, molecular function: protein heterodimerization activity; DNA binding; structural constituent of chromatin. Gene Ontology annotation, cellular component: nucleosome. The record is from RefSeq and is a predicted model, not a curated record.
AUACGUGGUGUCGAAUCUCUUGCGAUAAACAAAGAUUUGUAUUCAUUAUGCCGCCUAAAGCUAGUGGUAAAGCUGUUAAAAAAGCUGGUAAAGCUCAGAAGAACAUUAGUAAAUCCGAUAAAAAGAAGAAGCGUAAGAGGAAGGAAAGCUAUGCUAUUUACAUCUACAAAGUACUUAAACAAGUACAUCCGGACACUGGUAUUUCAAGUAAAGCCAUGAGCAUUAUGAACAGUUUUGUCAAUGAUGUUUUUGAACGAAUUGCCGCGGAAGCAUCGAGAUUAGCUCAUUACAAUAAACGUUCGACGAUCACUUCUCGAGAAAUUCAAACUGCAGUGCGUUUGUUGUUACCUGGUGAGCUCGCAAAACACGCUGUUAGCGAAGGUACUAAAGCUGUGACCAAAUACACGAGCUCAAAAUAAAUGAUUAAUAUCAUGGAAUUAUAAAACCGGCCCUUUUUAGGGCCACCAAAUAAGUUUUUACGUUGAACAUGUCCUCGUAUAAAAAUAUUUUAAUUUUUAAUUGUUAUCUUCUAUUUAAUGAAAACAAAUGGAGCGAAUGAGUAUUUUAUAAAUAAAUAUUAUGUUAAAUUACUAUUUACGUUACGUGCAUAAUAUACUGUAAAUGCGUUAAAAAAAGGAUGCCGACUUGUAACUAGUAAUAAAAUAACAAAAUUUUUUUUUUGUAAAAGCAAAGAAAACUAUGAACUAAAGCAAAUUAAAUUAAAAUGCUUUUAUAAUGAAUAACAAUUGAUUUUCAAGGUCAAGAUAGUUAAUUGAGAUAUGUAAUUCCAACUAUACUACUAAUAAAUGAAUUAUUAUUAUAAUUGAUAUUAUCAGAAAAGUUCCAAUUCAUUAAUGA